AUGGACUCGAACACUUUUGUUAUCCACCCUCUAAUCAGUUUAUUUGAUCACCCCACCUGGGAGAUGGAUUCGGGGCUGCUCACGACACCACCCUACAACUACCCCUCCAUCGACUUGGUCGACACUCAAUCGCUCUGGCCUUCCCUGCAUUUAAGCAUUUACAGCCUCACGAUCACGAUCCCGUUCCCUCUACGUUCCCUUGCACCUCGACCCAACCCAUGGCUCACGACCUCCACAUCACACCUCGCAUUUGCUGCUAUCCUCCUCUUCUCUCUCCUCAUCAUUCUCUAUCGCCCAUUCCAAACCUCGACCUUGAAUCAACCCGAGCCCAAUUCCUCUCCCCGCCCAGUACUCCCGUUGCUAUCCCCACCCCUGACUCCCACCAUGGUCUUCACCACCCCCAAGGCGUCUCCUUCCCCCAUGUCUGACCGGUCGGUGUCUGGUGCGCCGGAGCUCGUCGGCUCGUUCGUCGAAAAGUACAAGGACAUCAAGUCGCGCUACGAAGAGGCUCAGGCCAAGGCCGACAAGUACGAGCGCCUCUACCUCGAGCUCAAGGUGCGUGCGGACGAGCUCGCCGAGCUCGAGGCGAGCCUGCCCACCGUGAAGCGUCUCGAAGCCGAGCUCGAGCACGAGGCUCGCCUCCGCCAGAAGGCGACCGACGAGCUGGAGCAACUCAAGCGCGAGCAGGAGGAGCUGCUUGCCAUGCAGUAG
Cutaneotrichosporon cavernicola is the source of this 711-nucleotide messenger RNA. RefSeq lists its product as uncharacterized. The transcript has 6 exons. NCBI's taxonomy places the organism in Eukaryota, Fungi, Basidiomycota, Tremellomycetes, Trichosporonales, Trichosporonaceae. The record is from RefSeq and is a predicted model, not a curated record. The coding region runs from base 1 to 711 and encodes 236 amino acids.